GGGUUUUCGUUUCAAAAACAACAUGUCGUCAUAAUGUCUGCGUUAACAUGUCCGCGGGGCUGUUUGGUUUAAACCCGGUGGAGAGGUUCAGUGACGGAGGUGAAACUGCGUCACUGUUUUGCGACGGUUCUUUUCAAAACAAGGAAACAACAGGGCGGCGGAGUCCAGAGGGAAACUUCGGGGUGUUGCGGGGUAGAAGUUGUCAUCGGUACUUCAUACGAGUCUAACCGGCUUUACCGGCGGGUUGAACGAGGGCUUGUUGCGGGGAGAGGAGCCACCGGAGACCCGGGGAAGGGAGACCCAGAGCCGAGGGAUGAGGCGACGGAUCGGCGUGACAGGCUGAUGUUCCGGGAUGUGGAGUGACGGAGGUUCGGCUCCAUGACAGCUGAGGGAGCUGCCCGAGGACACAAGCCUCAGAUAUGGAUUACAAGGUCGUGUUCGCAGCCUUGGAGACGGUGUGUGAAGACAACUUCUCUGCCUUGUGUGGAUCCUCUGAUUCACCGCACGGCACUGCCGCCAGCCGCCUGGUCACGUGUUUGAGAGAGGUUCAGGAACAUGGCCGUGCGCUGGAGCCUGUGGUCGCCAGCCUCACCGCCGUUUACCACCACUACGACUUUGACGAAGUGACACCUGGGAACGGCUACCGCACCCUGGUCAAAGUCUUGCAAGCCUGUCUUCUGCACAUCAUAAACAAGGGCCGUUACAUUGCCGACAACUGCAAUGGCGCCUUCUUCAGGGCCGAGCACAACGCCUCUGAGAUGGAGGCGUACUGCAGCGCUCUGUGCCAGCUGCGGGCCCUGCUCCACCUCGCCAAGCAGCUGAUCAACGACAACGAAUGUGGCCAGCUGUACUCGCAGCAGGACGGGGAGCUGACCCGCAGGUUUGUGCAGGAGUACAGCUCCAUGCACAAGGCGUGUUUCUACGGACGCUGUCUUGGAUUUCAGUUCUCUCCAGCUCUUCGUCCAGUACUCCAGACUGUUGUCAUAAGCAUGAUAUCAUACGGAGAGAGGUACGGUAGACAGCAGUCACGGUUCGGUAUGGCGGCCCUUUCUCUCCUCACAUCAGGGAAGUACGUCAUUGAUCCAGAGACGCGGGGCACCGAGUUUGAACGCAUCACCCAGAACCUGGAUGUACAUUUCUGGAAGUCUUUCUGGAACCUCACAGAGUCCGGCCUUAUAUCAGGUUUAACCAGAAUAACUUCUAACCCAGUGCAGGUGAACCUCACCCUGACUGUGCCUCCUCUCCUUCUCCGCCUUCCUCUGGCCUCAGACCCAAGUCUAUCUGCUGCUGUGUCGCCUCCAAUCGCUCACUCGGGCCCUGGGCCGGUACAUGUGCGUCUGAUCUCCCAUGAGCUUCGAGAAGGACAGGACAGUGAAGAGCUGCUGGCUUUUUCCGACACUCCCACCACCGCCUCUCAUCGACCCUGGGUACAGAGGCAGCCUCUCUCCCCCUGGCUGCUCAUCCACUUCCACGGAGGAGGUUUCGUAGCCCAGACCUCGAAAUCUCAUGAGCAUUAUCUUCGGAACUGGACGAGGGAGCUGAAAGUGCCCAUCCUAUCUGUCGACUACUCUUUGUCACCUGAAGCGCCUUUUCCCAGAGCCCUGGAGGAGUGUUUCUACGCCUACUGCUGGGCACUGAAAAACUGUCACCUCCUGGGCUCCACAGCGGAGCGGGUUUGUCUGGCGGGGGACAGCGCUGGAGGAAACCUCUGCAUCACUGUGUCCAUGAAGGCCAUGACCUGCGGCAUCCGAGUCCCUGACGGCAUGAUGACCGCCUACCCCGCCACCCUGCUCACCACAGACGCCUCGCCCUCUCGCCUGCUCACACUCAUCGACCCACUGUUGCCUUUAGGGGUUCUUGCAAAGUGCCUCAAUGCCUAUGCAGGUAUAGACUGUCACACAGAGCUGCCUGCAGUGGAAAGCAACAGUCUGACAACUCUGGGCAGAGACACAGCCGUGCUGCUCGGGGAUCUCACUAAGGGAGCCUCCAACUGGAUCCACUCAUUUCUGGACCCCGUGCUGAUCUCAAGUGGAGCCCGCUCCCAGUCGUCACUACAGAGGAGGGCCGAGAGCAGUGAAACACGCAGGGUAUCAACUCCCACCUCCAAACAAACCUCUGGGGAUCACCCGGAUUACCCACAAGGCUUUGAGCCCCUGCGCGCCGAGUGCCUGGCUGUACUUCUCCCGACCUCCUCACCUAUUUUUAGGAACCCGUUUGUGUCACCUUUACUGGCUCCGGAAAACCUGCUGAGAGGUCUGCCUCCGGUAUACAUCGUGGCCUCUGCUCUGGACGCCUUGCUGGACGACUCUGUGAUGUUUGCUAAGAAACUGCGAGACAUGGGUCAGCCUGUGAGUCUGACGGUGGUGGAGGACCUACCUCACGGCUUCCUCAGCCUCUCACAGCUCGCCAAGGAGACGGAGGUCGCUUCAGAAAUCUGCAUUGCGCGAAUAAGGCAGAUUUUUGAGCAAUAAAAACCCAACACCUGCUCUCCGUAGCCUGUCAAAGGGGGAAGAGGCGUAACAGAGAACCAGGCCAUGACUUGUUAAUCUGUCAUUCCAGCUGUUUUUGGAUGAAGAAGAGAACUGACGUAUUGUUAUAGAAUAAGUUUAAGGAAACAAAUCAGGGAGAAGAAUUUAAGAUGCACCUAAAACUGUAGAACUGGAGGAAGCUUAUAGGGAAACUAGACUUGAAACUUCCACUGCACAACAUUUUCUGAGACAAAGAUGUUCAGUAGAGCCACUGAAACCUUAACUUUCUACGACUAUGCUCGACUAUUAUAUCACUAUAUUAUCUGAAAUCAUGACAGAAAAAAGUAUUUUUCUAUUAAGAUUUCCAUGUUGAAGAGGCAGAUUAAACGCACAUUUAAAAUAUUGCAAGCUGACUAAGACAAAAACGAUCACUAUAACCAGCACUGGUAUUGAUACGUAACAGUUACAGGAGCUAUUGAUCUUGAAUUUAAACCAUUGCUCUAUUUGCAUUGGACCACGAUUAAAUGCUCACCUUUAUUAUUGUAUGAUUUAGUUAUAGUUUUACCCGGUUUUACCAGUUUGUCACAUGUUUACAGCGUUUUGAUGAGGAGGCCUCCACCUUGUUUUUACCGGCAGUAUGUGGAUGUGACAUGUUUUACUGUAAAUUAAUUCUUUAAAGCUCUUAUUAUAAGUAUUUAACACAGUUUAUUUAAAACCUGUAUUGAAUCAGAACUCCAAUGAUGACUGGCGUUCAAAUAUUGUUUGUGUAUUCGAAGGUUUUGGACUUGCUAUGUUAAGUCAUGUGUGUUUGUGUGUGUGUAGCAGGGUGCAGCGGUGGGUUGAAGUGUGAAGUUAAUGUUCCUCGUUAGGAGGUAAUCUGUCACAGACUUGAGACAAAGCUGGAUGCUCACCAGGGCAGAUUGAGAUUUUAGCGACAGAAAAUGAAUUAGAAAGUUGCUUUGAAUGAUACAGAUGAAAAAACUGAAUAUGAAUGUUAAUUUGAAGGUGACAAAAUGUGACAAUAAUACACUUACUCAUCAUUCCCUUUCCUUAUUUAGUUUUACUUUAAGUGACCUUUUUGUUUUUGGCCGGUAGCCUCCUUUUACUGGUAUACACGUAAAAUAUAUAAUAUUUAUGUGGAUUUAAUCAAAAAAGAGUUUUUCACGGACUAAAUGGCUUUACUCAAUAUAUGAGGGUGAUGACAUGUUCUAUAUCUAUAGAACUCAUGUAUGUUGUAAUGUUUACUUUAUCUAAAGGAAAACAUUGUAAUAAAAUAAAAAAUAAAGAAUAGUUUGAAAGUA
Molecule: messenger RNA, 3769 nt
Organism: Platichthys flesus (European flounder)
Lineage: Eukaryota; Metazoa; Chordata; Actinopteri; Pleuronectiformes; Pleuronectidae
Gene: lipea
Product: lipase, hormone-sensitive a
Exons: 11
Coding region: 420-2471 (683 amino acids)
Biological process (GO): triglyceride catabolic process; cholesterol metabolic process
Cellular component (GO): cytosol
Molecular function (GO): sterol ester esterase activity; triacylglycerol lipase activity
Source: RefSeq, a predicted model, not a curated record